Lobosporangium transversale is the source of this 879-nucleotide messenger RNA. RefSeq lists its product as hypothetical. NCBI's taxonomy places the organism in Eukaryota, Fungi, Mortierellomycota, Mortierellomycetes, Mortierellales, Mortierellaceae. Bases 1 to 879 code for a protein of 292 amino acids. The transcript has a single exon. The record is from RefSeq and is a predicted model, not a curated record.
AUGCUUCAUUCUCGGCUUUACACGCUCAUUGGAGCGAUCAACCUCAUGUUGCUAUCAUUUCUGUUGUUUGUCCCUACAGAAUCAUCAGCAGCGCCCAGUCCAAGUCCAAGUCCAAGUCCAAGUCCAAUUCCAAUCGUUAGUGAUAUGGAUAAUAUUGGCGCUAUGGAUAGUGGGACUGCAGAUCUAGAGAAUUUGAAUAUGCAAUUAUCCUCUGCCCCUUCUACUUCAAACCUACUAUUACCUCCACCACCCGUCGUCCCUCAACAAGAUGUUCAGAUCGAAAGCCAAACAGAUAUCAUCUCUACAACAGGUGUCUUUCCAAAGCUUAUAUUCCGCCCUGCCGUCCAGCUUUUCGAUCCCAUGGUCACUCAUUACCAAAACAGCAACAAUAUCCCUUUCUCUUUCCCUCUCCCUCUUCCUUUCCCUUUCAGUAAUAGCGCCGCUGCUCCAGCCAUUGCUUACAACGAUGAUCUGGAUGAUCCAACAAACGAUUUCUAUCUUUCUUCUGCUCCUCCUUCUCUUCCUCCUACAAGCUUUCGAAAACGCCAAUUAGGCCCUGCAUCUGGCCCAGAUCCUGCAGGCGUGAUCGGAUCUUCGAGCAGCGUCUCAGUCGACACAUUGAUCAAACCCAUUGUGACAGUUCAACCCCACGCGCUACAACCAGUCGCUGUCCCUGUAAGUCAACCUUAUAACUAUCCUGUUCCUGUGGGUGUUCCCGUCCCUUGGUCCUGUGGAACCAAAGCAGGAGCCGGGUGUGGCACCAGGUGUGGAACUGGGUGCGGAAUCGGAGGUGGAACAUGGGCUUCAGUCGGUGGCAACAACCAUUGGCGCAAUUGGGGAGACAGUAUGUGCACCUGGGGGGACAAUUGGGGCUGUUAA